Saccostrea echinata is the source of this 1423-nucleotide messenger RNA. RefSeq lists its product as uncharacterized. The transcript has 3 exons. Bases 33 to 800 code for a protein of 255 amino acids. NCBI's taxonomy places the organism in Eukaryota, Metazoa, Mollusca, Bivalvia, Ostreida, Ostreidae. The record is from RefSeq and is a predicted model, not a curated record.
UUCCAGAUGGAGUCCUCACUGUUGUGCUGAUUAUGGUCUCGUUGGCGUUGAUAUUCGUUCUGCUUUUGUUGCUAAGAUACUCGAGGCAAAGAUACUGUCAAGAAUUCAGAAUCGAUCUACCUGAAAUUUUCCAAAAGAAAUACAAGAACGAAGAAAUUAACAGCACAUUGGAAGAUGACUUCAAAUUACAGAUGUACACUAGCUACAGCAGUGAUAAUGAUACAGUAGACAUGGUCAACAAAUGCCAAGAGGAACGAGUAAAUGUCAAAGGUCGCCAUGAUUUUGUUGAUGGUCACCAUGCAGAGAAAAGCAAUGCUGAUUACGAAAUAAUUUCCAGUAAAAGUUCUGAUGCAGUCCACAAAAUUGAGGAACAUCCUUCACUGAAAUCAAGCUUAACCGAUUCUGGUGUAACGGAUUUAAACAACGUGGUUCACACUCCAACAAGUAAUUCCAGCUUCGAACAAAUUAUCAAGAUGGCUUCACAAGAAAGCUUAAAUUCAGUCUGGGCACAGAACAGUGACCCAAGCGAUGAGGUCAUUGAAAUGAAAUUAGACCUUCAAAAAGAAGUUGUCGAAGUUGAUAAAUUUUCAGAUAAAGGUGAAACUGAUUCGCUGCUACCGUCUGGGUAUGCAAAAAUUACAUAUAUGAAGUGUUAUGCUUGUGAUGAUAACAUGAAACAUUGUGAGGAAAAUGAAUGCAGAGAACUUGAUAGAACGGCAAUAAAUUUAACCCCAGUUUGCAGUGCCAAUGGAUGUAGAUGUCCUGAAAAAGUUGAGUUGAUUUCUGAAUAUGUGACUUGAUUAAUGAUACAUUUACAGUCCAAAAAUGUUGAAUAAGAGAAAGAAGUAAAUAUACAAUGCACUGUUUUCAAAACUGAUAUUGAUAGUUUGAAGUAAAAAUGCAAACUUGCUACAGAUUACUUAUAUGGGAAUGUAUUUGGUAAUAUUGUUUUGAAGUGGCGAAAUGAAAAUGCCGAUUUAAUUUACCUGUUUGUGAUAAUGAAGUGCAGAGUAACGAGUUGAAAUGUAAAAUUAUGUGUUCAUAUUAAAAAUAGUGAAUGAAUUUUUAUAAUGAAUUUAUGCACCACAAUUAUGCAGAAGUUAAUUCGGAGAUGUUCGCCUAGAUAUGACAAUUUAAAUCAACAGUUUUUUAUCAAAGUUAGGUACUUCUCGUACAUCGUAUUUUUUUUUGGAAUAAAAAUUAAGUAUCCUUUUAUAGCAUCGCCAAUUUGGCAUUUAGAUACAAUGAAAUAUACUCGAAGUCAACACAUUUUUUUUGGUGAUAUGCCAUUUACAGGAUUUAAUUAGAAGAACAUUUUUAUGUCAGUUUGUGAAGCAGUUCUCGUAAAUUUGUGUUAUGUUUGUUCUUUUUGUAUAUGCUGGUUUUUGUAUACUUGUCUCGUGUGGUAGAUUUAUUUUUAUAA